Molecule: messenger RNA, 2750 nt
Organism: Linum trigynum
Lineage: Eukaryota; Viridiplantae; Streptophyta; Magnoliopsida; Malpighiales; Linaceae
Source: the annotation of a GenBank genome assembly
CCAAGUGGAACGCUGCCGUUCUAGUCUUUUGGUACAAAGCUUCUUCUUGCCUUUGGACAAGACCAGAACGACGACGUUCCUUCUUCCUUGUGCUCUGUUCUUCAAGUAAGCAGCAGCUUCUCUGUAGAGUGUGUUCUUCGAUACCAAGCUGCUGCUAAUGGCUUCUUGGAACUGAUCGAUUCUUCAUUACAGUGCAGUUGUAGAGAGAUCUAUGCUUCAUAGUGCAAUUGGACAUUGAACAUUGAGCUUGUGGUUCCCUGAGGUUGAGUGUUGGCUCAUGUUCUGUUAUCAAAAGUUGGCUUCAGGUUCUGUUUUCAACCCUGAACGAGAUAGAGGGGGCAAAGGAGGGGAGUAAUCAUGUAAUGUUUAGCAGCCUUCGUACCAUUAUGGAAUGUGCCAUCUCUUUUUGUUUCAGUUCUUCAUUGUUUAAAUCAUGUACUGCGUGACAGUAGUGGUGAAAUACCUCAACCAGAUAUGGAGAUGCAGGCCUUACGGUACUGUGUUUUGUACGGUGUUUGUAGAACCAUCCCGUGCCAGCAGUCCAAUUGGGAGCUCCUUAUACUGGAGCCUUACCAGUAGACAAUUUUUUAGAGAUUAAACCAAGGUUGAAUCAUAGUUAAAUCAUGAUUUUAGAACAAAAUACCUUAUUGUUGUCUGACUUUGCCAGUACAAUCUUGAGUAUGGUUUGACAAUCCUUGGUUUUAUAAUUGACAUUUUUUUUGACAUUUUUUGGGCAGUUAAUACUUGAUACGCAGCGAUCCUUAUGUUUAGCCUUAAGAAUCCAUUUCGACAGCGGAAGGCAGGUGGAGAGACCCGCAAAGACUCGCUGCAUCGCCUUCCGAUGGGCAACUUAAAUAUGGGGGAUGUAAACAAAGUGAACCCCCCAAGUCGUCGGCGGAAUCGAAUCCGUGAUCGGCAACAUGGCUAUGUAGCCAAUAUGCAAUGCCAUCCUAAAAUAAGUGUUGGUAAACGACUCUUAGAUGCUACUCAGGUUAAAAUCGAGGAGUAUAUCACUGGGUUGCUAAAAAAAAGACGCGAGAUGAAAGACAGCGUUUGGCAAUUCUCGCUCCCUAGUUCGAUGGAGGUUGAUAAAGAAUCCAGGAGGUAGUUAUUUCUCCGGUGCCUACCGGGACCGGCGACAGCAAAAGCCUCGCUGCUGAUGGCGAAGCCCAUAUUCCAACUACCUUUCCUGAUUAUGGGAUGACAACCAAUCCAUGCACCCCGAAAAACGCGUAGCCAGGCCGGGAACCUAACGACGGUGGCAAACCGCAUCACAGGCCGGUGGAAACCCGAAGUGGAUUCGUUGGGCGAAUAUUUCCCCCAGAUACUAAUCCGGCAAUUCUCAGAGUUUCCCUUGUUUAUCCAAAAUUUUUGGUUACUCGGAAUAAGAGUCCUACGCUGGAAAUAAAACAAAUAAACAUAAACCGAGUUGGAGUAUUUCACUCGGGGGCCGCCUUUGCUCUUCCCUUUAAAAACCCUUUCCCAUGAAUGUUUUUCACUACCCUCCGUAGCGUCGAGCGUCCGCAAAGAGCAGUUGUCUCCCGAUCGACUCCCAAACGCCCUCCAACUCAAGGUAUUAGUUUCUUUCCCUCCUCCCUAUUUACAAUUAAGCUUGGCAUUAUUGGCAUUGCCAGGGCCUUGGCAGUGGAGACCAUGCAUGCUACACGCAUGGAAGUCCUACCCACGACGAGUCUGACGCCAAUUAAGGUGAAUCGGCUCGAUACUAAUUCAGACUCAUUCUCGUGUUCCCAAGCUUGUAUGAUGGCUCGUGUCUCCUCCGACCAGGUGGUGCAAUUCUCGAUGGAAGCAGUGCAAUCUUCCAAAUACCACACUAAGCACUCGCUGUUGGGCUGUCUCUUCACCAACAAACGGAUCACCACAAUGGAAGUUAGGGAUGUUGUCAUCACGCACUGGCAGGUGAAAGGGAAAUUGAAAGUGGUUCUGACCAAACAUGGCUUAUUUGAAUUUACUCUGCCCUCCGAGGAGACUAAAACCUGGGUUCUUAAAAGAACGCCGUGGGUGGUUAACGACAUAAUCUUACACUUGAGAUCAUGGACGACGAACAUCUCGAAAAAGCUCUAUGAUGACCUGGCUAUGGUCCCUUUGCGUGUACAGAUGUGGGACGUGAAGGAGGAUUGUUGUACGCAAUAGUUCGAGAGGAAGAUGGCCACAAGUAAACUCGGCCAGGUCCUGGAGGCUGGGGUUUUUGCUAGUCAUGAAACUGGUGAGCGAUUUGUGAAAGUGAGAACAGUGAUAGACCUCACCAAACCGUUGCGAUCACAAAUUAUGGCGGUCAAUGAUGAUACUGGGUGUUUCUGGGUCUCAUUGAAGUACAGAUAUUUACCAUCAUUCUGCUUCAAUUGUGGGAGGGUAGGGCACUUCAUCAAUGAUUGUACUUUUGAACCCCCAGCCGGUAAGGAAAAAUUUGGACCGCACAUGUCCACCAAGAAACUGGGCAUUCGACUGUAUGACUCGGAGGAUGAUGCUCAACAGUUCCGUGGCAAAUCAAAGUCUGUAUGGGUCAACAUGGCGCUGAGAGAUUAGGGGUGGGCAACGGGACGGGACAGGAUACCCUUCCCGUUUAGAGAGCAAUCUAAACGGGUACCCAGUCCCAUUUAGAGAGCAAUCUUCAUCCCAUAUCCCAAACCAGUACGGUUAACGGGUACCCGUUACCCAUAUGGGACGGAUAACGGGUACCCAUACUACCCGUAUAUACCCGUCAAUUGGUGGAAGAAACGCAGCAGAACCUU